AUGGUUCAUAAAAAUGAUAAAUAUACAAGUCACUUCAAGCACAACUUACUUCAAGAAUAUCGUCCUGGAAUUUUCGGCUAUGGGUUUAAAGCAUUAGCUAAACGUUUUAAGGUCAAAGGUGGUCAUAAACUUAUUAUGAGAUGGUAUAGUCAAUGGGAUGGUACUGUUGAAUCAUUAAAUCAGAAAACAAAAGGUCAUCGACAACGUACAAUGUCACCACAAGAAGUUAAACAUCAUAUUUUAGAAUUUGUUGAAUCAAUGAACGAUCAACGUUUACCAGUUAAUUACCGUAUGGUUCAAGCACAUGUUAAAUCUGCACUCAAUCGAACAGUACCAAUAUGUACAAUAAAACGAUAUGGAAAAGAAUCUGGAAUAAAAUGGAAAUCAACUCGUGAAAUAACAUUACGUGAUGAUGAUAAUGAUUUCUGGAAUAGCAUUAUUCAAUUUCGUAAAAAUUUACAACGUAUUGAUAAAAAUCGUUUAAUAUUUAUUGAUGAAACAGCUAUGUAUUCCACUAUGGCUCCUAAUAAAACUCUUGUUGCUCCAGGUGAACAACCAUUAAUUCGAGUUACAAAACCAUCAUCAUAUGCCAAAAGAUAUGAUUUUAUUGGUGCUGUCAAUGGUUCUCAACCAAUUGCCUGUAUGACAGUAACUCCUGAAGAUCGUAAAACUUAUCAAGUUAAAGGACUUACACAAAUGGUGAUAAAUCAGUGGAUUACUGAUACAUUAGCACCAGCAAUUAAUCAAUUACACAUCGAUAAUGUUUACUUGAUUUGUGACAAAAGUAGUGCUCACAAUGAUGAAGAUAUGAUGCAUGCAUUACGAGCAGGUAAAUGUAGAUCUGUAAAAAAAAUUUUAUACAUGCCAACGGCUUCAGCAAAAUAUCUUUCACCAUUGGAUAAUCCACUGUGGCACAAUUUCAAAGAAGUUAUUCGAGCUGAACAUCCAUUAUCUAUAACUGAUAUACCUUCAGUAUUCUCAGAAACUUUCUAUUCGUUCUCUAAAAAAACGAUUAAAAAUGCUUAUCGUAAGUGUGGCUUGAUGCCUGGAACAGAUGAAUAUUAUGAUAGACCUUAA
Messenger RNA from Rotaria sp. Silwood2, 1077 nucleotides. NCBI's taxonomy places the organism in Eukaryota, Metazoa, Rotifera, Eurotatoria, Philodinida, Philodinidae. The record is from the annotation of a GenBank genome assembly.